Molecule: messenger RNA, 558 nt
Organism: Aaosphaeria arxii CBS 175.79
Lineage: Eukaryota; Fungi; Ascomycota; Dothideomycetes; Pleosporales
Exons: 1
Coding region: 1-558 (185 amino acids)
Source: RefSeq, a predicted model, not a curated record
AUGUCGACCACUCCCGCCCAGCCAUCCGCGAAGCAAAGGUUCGAAACACUGGCAAAGAGCCAAAUCUAUUGGCGUAAAGUUUUGAAAUCUGCGAAAUCUGAGCUCAACUUGCCAAGCUCGUGCUUUCACGUUCAUGCACUGCUAAACAAAACUCCAUCAAUUCCAUGCGUCCAAAGCGUUCCUGACAUAGCAGAUUACACUCUCGAAUUAGAAGGGUUUGCAGAAUGGAAUAUCUCCAGCCAGUCUGGAUGUAGUCUUGAUUCUAGUACGAAGCAGUCCCGCUCUCAAAAGGCUGUCAUUGGCAUUGAUGAGCCGAACUUCUGUAAACUCGGAGCAGCGCCGGCGACAAAUGAACUCGAUCCAUGUUUUCCCGCGAACUUCCUUGCGAUCCUGUCACUCGGUUGGUCUUACAUCUUUUCCUCUAAACUUUGCGAGUUGCGUGGCAAGACUGCUGCCGACCGCGUCAGCUACACGGACACCAAGGCAGCAGUGCGCGAAAGAGCUAGUAUGGCAACCAAGAACUCUUUGCCCGUUUACAUGCCCGACGGCAUAUCCUAA